Messenger RNA from Stereum hirsutum FP-91666 SS1, 1422 nucleotides. Its product is annotated as S-adenosyl-L-methionine-dependent methyltransferase. NCBI's taxonomy places the organism in Eukaryota, Fungi, Basidiomycota, Agaricomycetes, Russulales, Stereaceae. Bases 4 to 1422 code for a protein of 472 amino acids. The transcript has 11 exons. The record is from RefSeq and is a predicted model, not a curated record. Gene Ontology annotation, molecular function: O-methyltransferase activity.
GCCAUGACCAGUACCCUUCGCCAGCUCGUAUCUGUACUCAGCAGUGCUGUCGAUUCACUUGAGAAGACUUGCGCUGCCAAUGGAAUGAAGGUUCCCGACCUCAACGAGCCAUUCUCGCCGCCAUCCGAGGCUUUUCGCAAGGAUGCUGUAGCUGCAGAAGCCGCUAGCGUCGUGACAGCUGCUGCGAUGCAACUUGCUGCUAUCGUCACCCCCCCUCAGAUCUCCCUUUAUCACUGCGCUGGAGGGCACUUCCGAGCCGCCGCUGUCAGGGUUUGCAUGGAAUCCAAUGUUACUGAGAUUCUUCGAGAGGCCGGCCCGCAGGGAUUGCACGUAAAGGACAUAUGCACUAAGAACGGGCAAGAUCCCGAGAAACUUGUACGCUUCAUGCGCUUCCUUGCCACGAAUCAUAUCUACCGCGAGGUCACUCCGGAAGUCUUCGCGAAUACUCGUAUCUCAAGCAUGAUGGAUACCCUUAAGCCCAGCAGUGAGAUGAUUUCCUCGCCGGAAAGCAAGCACGACAACACGCACGGAAUGCCGGCAUUCACCUCCCACCACUUGGACGAGGGUUUCAAGUCGGCCGCGUGGGCAUGGGAGGUCCUUGCGGAUCCAACGACGAGGUCUUCGGGUGACAUAUCGCAUUCGCCCUUCAGCAAGGCCUUUAACACGUCAGACUCUAUCUGGAAAUUCUAUGAACAUCCCGAGAACCGUUUUCGCCACAAGCGCUUCGGAAUAGGCAUGCAGGGUGUACAAUCCAUGCAGCCAGCAGACGCAAUCUUGACUGCGUACGACUGGAAAUCGCUUCCUGAGAAGUCGGUAGUGGUCGACGUCGGAGGAGGUGUAGGCACCUCGACUUUGGCGCUCGCUGGCAAAUUUCCGCAAUUCAACUACGUCGUCCAAGACCUUCCGGGGACUAUCGAGGAUGCAAAGACUAUCUGGGACAAUCAAAUGCCCGACGCGAUAGCUUCCGGCCGUGUCAAGCUCGAAGCUCACGACUUCUUCAAGCCUCAGCCACAGACCAAUGCUUCCAUCUUCCUUCUCAAGUUUGUCUGCCACGACUGGUCUGAUCAGUACUGUGUCAAAUUCCUGUCCAAUCUCCGCCAAGCUGCUACACCAAAAACCACUCUCCUCGUCCUCGAUAGUCUUAUUCCUCUCGCAUGCCGCGAUUCCGGAGACAAUGAGGACAUGAACUUCCCGGGUGCGAAGGCACCGGAGGCUCCGGAACCACUCCUCGCUAACUAUGGUGUGGCGAACGAAAUGUGUUACAAUGCGGACAUAAACAUGUUCCUAUUGUUUAAUGCGCAGGAGAGGACCUUGAGGCACUUCAAGCGGUUGUUUGCGUCCUGCGGAUGGCGCCUUACGAGAGUGAACCGCCAAGAUGGCGACAGCACCUUCAUCCAGGCUAUGGAAGCUGUUCCUGCUUAG